AAAUGAACAAGAAAUAUCUCUGCCACUCUCCUAGACUCUCCUCGGUAAAUUUUGAUCUAGAACCGUCAUUGAAGAAUUGACAUUUGUAACUUCCAAGCAAUUAGCUCUGCCCGUAUUAAAAUAUAUUCUAAUGAAUAUGAAAAUUAAACUAAGACAAAUAAUUGUGGAUAUCAAAUAAUUAUUCUAAAUAAAUAAUGAAGUGUCGUUACUUAUGAUUAAAAACUUUGAAGCGCAGUCACCUUUGACCUUCGACCCACGAAAAGGAGGAAAAAGUUAGCAACGAACUUAACGUCAUUUGAUGAUUUUGGAACUAGCAGUCUACUUUGUGAAUAGACACUUACUACACGUGUAACAGGGGUAUAAAAUGUUUCUUAAAUAUUAUUACUAAUUAAUCCACCUAGUAUACAUUUGUGGCAUUGUUUGUGUUGCGUGCCUUUUGUUUUCUUUUCGUUUUUUGUUGUUAGCAAGCUAGCUAACGAGCUUGCUAUCUUUAAUUAGCACGAAGUUACAGAGGUUUAAUUUUCGACAGAGCUUUUUUGCUAACACCCGACAGACAAUAUGACAGAUAGCGAAGACGAGCUGGUGGUUCUGACGGACAUCUCGUCUCCGUCCCUGGAUGCGUUCAAAGACCUGCUACGAGAAGACGGGGUCGGAGAAGCGCCGGAGUUCGCGGAGGGACAUCAAAACCCUGAGCUCCGAGAGGACGAGCCGUUGGCGCUGUUGGCUGAUGUUGCUUUGGCGCCAUCUUGCGGCAGGUCUGUGUCCUUCAGCUGCCCAGAGGUCAGUGGGGUGACAGGGAACUUGCAUUCAUUCCAGCUGCAGCUCCAGUUCUUUUUAAGCAGAGUGGACGAGUUGCAGGAUAGCCUCGUUAGUGGGAAUAGCCAUCUAGACAGAGAGGCUCUUGCUGCUGCAGUUUCCAGCCUGCUGUACUCCUGUCAGCCUUAUUUUAACCACCUGGAGUCCACAGGUCGGAGCGCAGUGUCACUGUGCGCCCAUAACCCAGCUGAAUUUUGUUCAAAGCUCUGUGGAUUAAAAUCAGUCGUUUCAGAGUGAAACAUGUCGACUUUGCAUCGCCGCUCUGUCUGCUUGCAGCUGUUGAGCUUCUCUCAGCAGCUGUGUGACAGGUUGGAGCAGCUGUUGCUGACCUACGCCAGCCAUGAUCUCAUCAGUUUGGAUGAGGCCGAACCCAAGAGCAUAUCUCACUUCUGCGUUGGCCAGGUUCAGCUGGGCCAGAUGAAGGUGAUCACCUUCCGUUACUGCAAGCCGACACCGUAUCUGUCCCGCGUCGACACUGGAGUUUACAAACGCAUGCGCUGGAAUGUGGAGAGACCCCAAGAGGAUCAUCGGAGAGGAGAGGACAGCGAGGAAGAAGAAGAGAUCCAAACUGAUUACUACUUCCUGUGUUAUGAGGACAUCCAUAACACACAUGCUGACCCAGACUCAGAGAGCGAAGACGCCUCUAACGAUAACGUGGUGAGGAUGUGGUCCAUCGGUCAGUGGGUGCAGGUGAAGCCAGAACGGACCACAGACAAUUUAUACGACUGGAUCUUGUGCGAAGUCCCCGAGGCCAGCUAUCGCAGGCUGCUGUUCCUGGGCCGCAACGAGCCGUCCAGCUGCACGGCGACGGACUAUCUGCAGCAGCUGCUGCUGACGUGUCACGCUGACUGAGCUCAGGCCUGCAGGAGGAGGACACACACGUUAGUUAAUGCAUGGCAGCAGCUGUAACUAGGAUAAAACCUGGAGUGUCAGGAUGUAACUUUGAAGCUAUCAGGCUAAACUGAUACAUAUGGUGCUGAUCAGAAGUUUCAUCUGAAUAGUACAUAAUUUAGGGCUUGGAAAUAAAGAUUUGGAAGGAUUUUCUUUUCCCUGGAUUGAAGAUACAACUUAAAGGAUUUUAUAAAGCUAACAUUGUGCGGAAAUAUAUCGAUAUAUAAAAUAUAGAUUUAUAUUGUUUUUGUAGCCAUUAAAAUUGGCCCUGGCUUCAUUUUUGACCUGUUCUCAUCAUUAGAAAUGAGAUUAUUCAUUCAAAUUGUUUGGUUUCCUGGAAAGGACUCAGGUUUUAAUCAUCUCACAGCAAAAGCACAAACUUAAAGUAUUUCUAGUGAAAAUAUCUUAGUACACUUGAAAUAAGGCAAAACUAACUUACAAGAAACUUUGAAGCAGG
Molecule: messenger RNA, 2164 nt
Organism: Xiphophorus hellerii (green swordtail)
Lineage: Eukaryota; Metazoa; Chordata; Actinopteri; Cyprinodontiformes; Poeciliidae
Gene: c5h19orf67
Product: chromosome 5 C19orf67 homolog
Exons: 7
Source: RefSeq, a predicted model, not a curated record